Topomyia yanbarensis is the source of this 4104-nucleotide messenger RNA. Its product is annotated as atrial natriuretic peptide receptor 1. Gene Ontology annotation, molecular function: guanylate cyclase activity; protein kinase activity; ATP binding. Gene Ontology annotation, cellular component: membrane. The transcript is spliced from 16 exons. Gene Ontology annotation, biological process: receptor guanylyl cyclase signaling pathway; protein phosphorylation; cGMP biosynthetic process. Lineage: Eukaryota; Metazoa; Arthropoda; Insecta; Diptera; Culicidae. The record is from RefSeq and is a predicted model, not a curated record. The coding region runs from base 317 to 3868 and encodes 1183 amino acids.
UCUCAUCGUGCGUGAUUGAAACAGUGCUCGGUCGGCAGUGGGCAGUGAAAGUGCCAAGUGGGAUUCCAACUUGGAUAAGCCCAAGGAUUAUAGGAUAAAGGAGUGUAUCAAUGGGAGACAGUCCCUCUAAUCAGCUCAGUGUAUUGGAACAAACCACUUCUGGUUAAAAGUACUUGAUUUUCAUUUCUCCAACACUAUUCCAAAUAUAUAAAUCAUACCUACGUCAAAAGAUAAAACAGUCCCCAGUGGAAUCGAAGAAAACAGUCCAUGUUACAAUGGAAACCAUACCGGGAAAGUGCUAAAUAAAGCCCUCACUAUGCAACGCAGACCACUGCGCGUCUCCAUCGUGCUGGUGCUAUGCGAGUACUGUGUCCUCUCGUACGGUGUCCGGGGCCGGCCUGCUCCUAUGCCGCAGGAAAAUACCGUUGCGACGCUGCUGAACAAUCUCAGCGAGGCCACCCGGGAGCGAUCAGAUGAAAGCUACUUUGAGGAGGACGAUUUGAGCGCCAUGAUGAGCAGUGGUAGCAGCAGCAGCAGCAACAGCAUCUCCCCCACGGGCGAUAGAAUCAACAAACGUUCCGGUGGCGGAAUGAAUCGCAUCGAAGUGCAGGAGGUGGAUGGCGGUGGUAAUUAUACCACCUUCAAUGUGGGUGUCCUGAUGGCAUCGCAUUUGGAUUCACCCUUUGAUUUGGAGCGAUGUGGGCCAGCAGUAGAUUUAGCAUUGGAGUUUAUCAACGAUUUUCUAGCCAAGUCUCACAACAUCAAACUAACGAAAGUUCAAGCGAGUUACGCCUCAUGUUCGGGAGCUAAAUCACCCGGCCUUGCGGCGGAUAUGCACUUCAAGCACAAUGUGAUAGCCUUCAUCGGGCCAGCCUGUGCCUUCGCUCUGGAGCCGGUGGCUCGACUUGCCGACUACUGGAACACACCCAUCAUCACCGGAAUGGGCGAUCAGCCUCCGUCUGAAGGGGAACUUUCGGUGACAUCCGGGAUAUUAGGUCGACUAAGUAACAAAUGGAAAAACGAAAGUACGGGAAUCUUCAAGGACAAAUCCAAGUACCAAACGUUGACUCGGAUGUCCUACUGCCAGUGUCGGCUGAAGCUGGUGUUUUCCAGCAUAUUUCGGCAGUUUGGCUGGAGACACAUUGCCCUGCUGUUAGACCGAUCGGAUCUGUUCUCACUGACGGUUGGCAAGAACCUCGAGUACGGACUGAAAGAGGAGGACCUGUUGACCUUCGUACGGGAGCUGGACGGAAACGAUGAGGAGGAUUUGGAUAACUAUCUACGUGAUGCCAGCAUGUACGCCAGAGUGAUCAUCCUAUCCGUGCGAGGUAGUUUGGUUCGUAAAUUCAUGCUGUCCGCCCACCGUCUCGGGAUGACCAGAGGGGAGUUUACCUUUCUAGACGUGGAAAUCUUUCAGAGCUCCUACUGGGGCGACCACUACUGGGAGCUGGGCGACGAGGACGACCAAGCGGCGCGGAAAGCCUACGAAGCCCUGCUGCGUGUGUCAUUGCUCCAGCCGACCAGUCCCUCGUAUCAGUACUUUGCCGACAAGGUGAGACAACGUGCCAAAAGGGACUACAACUACACCUUCGUGGAGGACGAGGAGGUAAAUUUCUUCAUUGGUGCUUUUUUCGACGGAGUCUACCUGCUGGGAAUGGCACUGAACGAAACGCUCAACGAGGGUGGAAAUAUUCGCGAUGGAACGGCUAUUACUCGGAAGAUGUGGGGCAGAAGUUUCGAUGGAAUCACGGGACACGUGCGAAUCGACGACAAUGGAGAUCGUGAUGCCGAUUAUUCCAUUCUCGACCUGGAUCCAAUUACCGGCCGCUUCGAGGUGGUAGCACAUUAUUACGGACGGACUAGCGAGUACUGUCCGGUGAAAGGUAAACGGAUUCACUGGCCCGGUGGCAGAGAGGGACCCCCACCGGACAUUCCCAAGUGCGGCUUUCUGGGAACUUCUCCAUCCUGUCAGGGAAGCGAAAUGAUUCUUGUAUACGGGGUUAUUGGCUUUGGGAUAAUUUCCACGUUCGCAGCUGCUGUCACGUACAUACUUUGCAAGCAAAUGAAGCUUAACAAUGAACUGAACAAUAUGUCCUGGAGGGUUCGACCGGAUGAGGUGCUACUAGAAGUUGGCAAAUUGUUUGGCAGCAAAACUGGUCUACAAAAGUUGAAUUACGAGCAAUUUGGCAGCUCAGGACGAGCCUCGAUUGCUAGUGGAAAUUCUCAACUUCCCGCGCAGCUUUUCACCACCAUCGGCAUCUAUAAGGGCGAACGGGUCGCCAUCAAAAAGGUGGCCAAGAAAAAGGUCUACAUAACUUCCACCCUGCUAUGGGAGAUCAAACAAGCACGGGAUGUGAGUCACGAAAACACGGUUCGUUUUGUUGGAGCGUGCAUUGAUCUACCGCGGCCGACGAUUUUGAUUCUGACCGAAUAUUGUCCAAAAGGAAGCCUAAAAGAUGUACUGGAAAAUGAAGCAAUCCAGUUGGAUUGGAACUUCCGAAUGUCCUUGAUUCAUGAUGUUGUGAAGGGAAUGGCCUACCUUCACAACAGUGAUGUCGGAGUUCAUGGAAAACUUCGCUCCUGCAACUGUCUGAUUGAUGGAAGAUUCGUAUUGAAGAUAUCCGAUUUCGGCCUACGAACGUUAACCACCCCUUCGGAGCUUGUACGGGAUCAGAAUUACUACAACAAAUUUGAUUUUACAGAGCUUUUGUGGGUGGCCCCGGAGCUUCUGCCGGCAACGGUGAUUCCAGGAACUCCUGCGACACAGAAGGGUGAUGCGUAUUCGUUUGCCAUCAUACUGGAAGAGAUUGUGGUACGCGGUGGUCCCUAUGAAACAGCUCGGCAGUUCAUGGACCCCCAGCAGAUUGUGGAACGAGUUGCGGCACAUGAAGGUCCUCCGUUUCGGCCAUUUGUAGGUCCACGGGACUGUCCUCCGGAUUUGCUUGAUCUGAUGGAGAAAUGCUGGUCGGAUAGCCCGGAUGAUCGGCCGACUUUUGUGCAGAUUCGGAGCACAGUAAAACUAAUUAUGAAAGGCUUUUGCGAAAAUCUAAUGGACGAUCUGCUUCGCCGCAUGGAACAGUAUGCGAACAACUUGGAGAGUUUGGUGGAAGAGAAAACCGAACAGCUCAGCAUGGAGAAACGUCGAACCGAGGAGCUUCUGUAUCAGGUUCUGCCAAUACCGGUAGCUCAGCAACUCUUGGCAGGGGAAAUGGUCCAACCCGAACAGUUCGAAUGCGUCACUAUUUACUUUAGCGAUAUUGUCGGCUUCACGGCACUUUGUGCUCAGAGCCGCCCGAUGGAAGUUGUAGAUUUCUUGAAUGACCUCUAUAGCACAUUCGACCGAAUUAUAGGAUUUUACGACGUGUAUAAGGUCGAAACCAUUGGUGAUGCCUACAUGGUGGUUUCUGGACUACCGGAACGGAAUGGUCAUGAUCAUGCACGGGAAAUCGGUCUGAUGUCCCUGGCUAUUCUGGACGCAGUUAAGUGUUUCACGAUAAAACAUAAACCAGAUCAACAGCUGAAGAUUCGUAUUGGCAUCCACUCUGGUCCAGUUUGCGCCGGUGUUGUAGGGCAAAAAAUGCCACACUACUGUUUGUUCGGGGAUACUGUCAACACUGCUUCCAGGAUGGAGUCAACUGGACACCCUUUGAAAAUUCAUGUCUCUGAAGCAGCAAAACAUAUUUUGGACAAAUUUGGAACAUUUCGUCUAGAACUGAGGGGCGAAGUUGAACUCAAAGGAAAGGGGAUCGUUACGACUUACUGGCUGCUAGAGUGCUCGGAGCCUGAUCCCAGGCCGCCAACACCGAUGAAAAACUAUAACGAGAGCGAGUUACCAUUCCCGAUAUUAUUUCCUGGAAUUGGAAAGUAACUGUAACUUAUCGUUAAUACUCCAAAUACGCAUACAAGCACUUACUAUCAAACUUGCGUAGAACACGAUCAUCCGCCGAAGGGUUGAAGCUACAUGCUACUUCAUACUUAAUGUCAAUUCGCUUUAAAGGUCAUACAUAUAAAACUAUAUAGGAGAGAUGUUUUGAAAAUAUUUUAUGAAAUCAAUAUUUUGUAUUCAUCCGUGUAGAAUUAUCUAAUCGAAGUGUUCAAUUAUAA